AUGACGCAAGGUAAACAUCUGAAAUGACAUUUCAAGGAUAAAGGACGCAUGCACAGAGGACUUCUCUGUGUUUGUGUUGACAAUAUAGAUACUAAUAAUAUGUCAAUGUAGAUACUAAUUAAGAUUAUUUAUUAGUUAGUAGUUAUUUUUAGGUUUUAUCCUAAUUUUAAAUAUUCGUUAUUUGUUCGAUGGACGUUGUUUAUAAACCAUGGAAAUAUCCCAAAGAACCCCUGAAAAUUCGCCAAAUUUCUGCGAGUGGUGUAUGAAUAUUGCGACUAGCAAUUGUGGAAAUUGUCAUGCUGCUUAUUACUGCUGCCGAGAACAUCAAAUGGCUCAUUGGUCUAUUCAUAAACAAACGUGCAAGAAAAUUCCUCAAAGUUAUCCUCCUGUGGCGGUAGUAAAUCCCAUGAUCAAUACUGCUCAGAGAAUCGACAAUUUCACACCACAAAAUUCAUGGUGUUCAAAUAACUUGCAGAUGAACAGAUCUGAAACAUUAAAUGUGCCAAUGGGAGCUUCUAACAACUUCAGUUCAAAUCCAUCGCUUCUUGUACCUGAAAAACCAAUCCAAUUCCAACCUCCUAGUGUUGAUGAAAUGUUUUCUUCUUAUGAAUACAGUGAUUUCUUAAGCUCUGCAAACAACUUCUGGAACUUAUUCAAUGCAUUUGACACUCAGAAUGUAUCAUCUGCUGAAGAAGAUCCUGAAAAAGACAAAGCUAUUGCAAAGAUAUCUGAAACUUUGCAAGAAACUGCUACUGCCUUCUUGAAUCAAAGUGAUAACCAGUUUCCUGAAGACACAACUGGUCUGAUGCAGUGUGCUUCUUUGCAGGAUAUUUGUGACAACAUUGUUCGAGAUUUGAAUACUUUUGGAAUUUGUGUUUUGGAUAAUUUUAUUGGAGCAAGACAGGGGACUCUGAUUUUAAAUGAAGUUAAAAAUCUUUAUUAUAAAGGUAUAUUUAAGAAAGGAGAAUUAGUGACUCCAAACCCUUUUAUGUCAGAAGAGAAUAUUCGCUCUGAUGUUACCACUUGGGUAAAUGGAACUGAACCUGAAUGUUCCAAUAUUGGCAAUUUGAUGAGAAAACUAGAUGUUGUAGUUACAACAUGCAAUAAAAUGAAAAAUAAUGGUGUCUUGUCUCGGUACAAACUUCAUCGCAGGACAAAGGCCAUGAUUGCUUGCUAUCCGGGUGAUGGAACAUACUACAAGAAGCAUAUAGAUAAUCCACAAAAAGAUGGACGAUGUAUAACAUGCAUAUAUUAUCUGAAUAAAAACUGGAAUGCUAAGGAGCAUGGAGGUCUUUUGAGAAUGUUUCCUGUUGCCAAUAAUACUCAAGUUGCUAAUAUAGAACCCAUUUUUGAUCGUAUGAUAUUUUUCUGGUCAGAUAAAAGGAAUCCACAUGAAGUUUUGCCAUCUUAUCAAACAAGGUUUGCCAUAACUGUGUGGUAUUUUGAUGCUGACGAGCGAGAUCGAGCUUUGAUGACUUUCAGAGAACAAAGAGCCCGACAAUGCAGAGCCUAAUUUAUUAUUGCAAUAAGUUGCAAAAUAAUGAUAUGUCUUUAAGACAUUUAUACCGAAUUUGAACCUCAUUGUACAUAUUUGUUAAAAAUCUCAAUAUUAUUGUUUUGUACUUUGAUUUUUUAAAGAAGUUUUUCAUUAAAUCUGGAUAUUUUUAGA
Argiope bruennichi is the source of this 1669-nucleotide messenger RNA. It is a transcript of the gene Hph, whose product is annotated as egl nine homolog 1-like. Lineage: Eukaryota; Metazoa; Arthropoda; Arachnida; Araneae; Araneidae. Gene Ontology annotation, molecular function: ferrous iron binding; L-ascorbic acid binding; peptidyl-proline 4-dioxygenase activity. The transcript has 4 exons. Bases 209 to 1513 code for a protein of 434 amino acids. The record is from RefSeq and is a predicted model, not a curated record. Gene Ontology annotation, biological process: cellular response to hypoxia; peptidyl-proline hydroxylation to 4-hydroxy-L-proline. Gene Ontology annotation, cellular component: cytoplasm; nucleus.